GCUAAGCAUUGUAUGUAUUUCGAACUUAUUUCGCAUCGUACGUAGCCAACCGUGCUAAUUCAUAUUGAGUAUGAAGAUGCCUCCAUCGGGGUGAAGGUUACCAAAAGGGUGCCCGUAAUCCGGUUCGCAAGCCUCCACGUGUCGGUCGGGUGGGUACCGUUUGAGUUGAAGACGCGCGGUGUCGCAAUAGCGGUGACAUUGCAAUAGGGGAACCCGUCACCGAAGCGAAUUCACAUUCACAUUGUCCCCGCGAAUCACCUGUCUCUCCCAUCUGUCCACUCGCAUCCGUCCGGUCGUAAACCUUCCACACGAACCCCUCUCUCUGCCGCAAGUCUCCACCAGCCCCUCUCGCCCCCCUCGUGCACUUCUCGUCUCCUCCAAACAAACAAACAAAAACCCGCGGUCACCUUCGCUCGCAGGCGCUCAGUCGGUCGUCAAGCUCCUCGCGAGAGGAGCUGCUGCUGCUGCUGGAAGAUAAUGGUCGUGGCCGCGUUGGUGACCGUCGCUUGCGUGAUUUGCUGCUAUUCCUUGAAGGCGUCUGCCUCUCUGCUGCAAGACACCUUGCAAAGAUGGUCAAGCUAUGCCAAGGAAUGUCAGCAGUCACAUGACAGCGAACCGUUACUCUCAGGCGUUUAUUGCAACAGGACAUUUGACCAUUAUGCUUGCUGGCCAGACAGCUUGCCAGAUACAAAAGUGGCGAUACCGUGCCCAUCCUACCUGCCUUGGAUAGACAAAGUGGAAGGAGGAUACGUUUACAGAUAUUGCACUCGUGAUGGCACCUGGUUAACUCAAGACAACGUGACCGCGGCAUGGAGAGACCACAGCGAAUGUUUGGAUGAUGAGAACAAUAUCUCCACUGAGGGAAAAGAGACGUAUCUUCUUCAUACCUUACGUCUGGUUUAUACCACCGGAUACUCGGUCUCCCUCGCCUCCCUCGUGGUGGCUAUGGGAAUUUUGAUCAUGUUCAGGCGGCUACACUGCACAAGAAACUACAUCCACAUGAACUUGUUCGCUUCAUUCAUCCUCAGAGCCAUUUCCGUUCUGCUCAAGGACGCUGCUCUCACACACAAUUACACAAAACGACUCCAGAACGCCUCCGAUUGGCUGGGCUAUUUUGGAUACGAAGGGUACACAGGAUGCAGAGCUACUCACGUUUUCAUGCAAUAUUGCAUUGGCGCCAACUACUUUUGGCUUUUGGUUGAAGGCAGCUACUUACACACCCUGCUGACCAUGUGUGUGUUCACCGAAAAGAAACUGAUUGCAUUUUACGUUCUGCUGGGAUGGGGUACACCGAUUAUGUUCAUCAUACCUUGGAUGGUUUCAAAAUUGAUUUAUGAAAACCAAGGGUGUUGGGGAAUUAACACGUGGAUGGGCAUUUGGUGGAUUAUACGAGGACCGAUCCUGUUCUCCAUUGUGGUGAAUUUUAUCCUCUUUGUAAAGAUCAUCAAAAUCUUACUCUCCAAGUUGAAGGCACAGCAGUCAAAGUUUUCAAAUUACAAGAGCAGACUUGCCCGGUCGACGCUCACCCUGAUUCCGCUUCUGGGCAUCCACGAGGUUGUGUUCAUCUUCCUCGCGGAUGAGCAUGCCACGGGAAGAACGCGCUACGUCCGCCUGUUCAUUCAGCUCUCCUUCAGCUCCAUUCAGGGCUUUUUUGUAGCGCUCCUGUAUUGCUUCUCUAAUGGUGAGGUCCAAAGCGAGUUCAAGAAAAAGUUGCAUCUCUGGCACGUGAAGUCAAGGAAGGUAAAUGAGCUGAAGUGCUCCCAAAGUUCCUUCACCUCCAUGAAGAACUUCUCAAUGGAAGGUGGCCAAUUGUUGUUUGAUCGGAGUGGGCUGUACGUUGGUAAGAAGCGCCCGUCCAGGGCAGAGCUCUUGCACAGCAAGGAAGCAAAGCGUCGUGAAGGCAUGGGCAGCACCACCACCAACAGUAACCUGAGUGACAGUCAAGCAGUCAUCGAAGACACAGUGUGAGAUGUAGAUCAUACCACUUCAGCCCAUAUGACAAGAGUUCCGUUAAGCUACAUCGUGCUGUAUGAUAUGGGGGGGGGGGGGGUUCCAAUUUGUUGGAAUAUACAAAAACAUAUCCCGGAAAUGUGGAAUUGGAUGUUGAAGAGUGUGUCAAUAUUUAUAUGAAAAUUUAAGGGUUUUUUUUUGUUUUGCUCAGAUGACCAAUUAUAAAAUUUCGUGUGAUUUAUUGCUUAUUUAAAGUCUUAAUUCUACCUUUGCACUUAAGCGUAAAUGUUUGAAUUCAAAUGUAAAUUGCUUUUAAUUACUUAAUCACAUUAAUGAUGUUGUUCAAUUACAGUUAAAACAAGCUGUGUGUAUCUAAAUACGUAUGAUCAUCACACUCGCUACUGAGCUGGGUUUAUUUGCAUUGACGUUGGGUUCCCUGUCAUCAAAUACCAAAGUGUACCAUUUACCAUGAAAUAUAAGCGACAGUGCUCGCCGACGCGACUCAUGAUUGGGCCAAUGGUGCGUCACCAUCGGAGUCAAACCGCAUGAGACAGACGUCCGAAUUCCCAUUGCGUCCGUUGCUCGUGUUCGUCGCGUCCGUGAGGUGUGUGGAGGUGAAACAAAGACCGUGGUAACGUUACCCUCCGCCUCGCCGCUCCUCCACCGCGAACUCUACUUGUGGCUGUGCAGCUUUUCAUAUUGGAUGAGCCGCAGUAUCUCGAUGUUGUUUUUAACCCCUGCCACAAAUUCUCCCUCGGUGAUUUUAUCUGCA
Messenger RNA from Lethenteron reissneri (Far Eastern brook lamprey), 2722 nucleotides. Its product is annotated as glucagon-like peptide 1 receptor. Gene Ontology annotation, molecular function: glucagon receptor activity; peptide hormone binding. Gene Ontology annotation, cellular component: plasma membrane. The record is from RefSeq and is a predicted model, not a curated record. Gene Ontology annotation, biological process: adenylate cyclase-modulating G protein-coupled receptor signaling pathway; cell surface receptor signaling pathway. Lineage: Eukaryota; Metazoa; Chordata; Hyperoartia; Petromyzontiformes; Petromyzontidae.